GUCCCACACACAAACGCGAGUUUCACGCAAACCGUCGAGAGAGCGGACGUAGUUGUAAUACUCGGGGACUCGGACGGAGCACAGAGCGAAAAAUCGAUUGAUUUUUAUCCUUAAUCCAGGAGCAGCGAGCAGUCAGCCAAUCCUUCCUAUCCAGGCAAAAAUUGUGCUCGAUUGUGGUGCGGUGCCGAGUUGCGGAAAAAUUUGAUCACGUAAUUAGCAAAUUAAGGCCACCGUGAGAAUCUUCCUUCCCUGGAGCGGUGAUUUUCGAACUGUAUUUCGCGACUGUGUAUGGAAGUGAAAUUUUAGGGCGUUAAAAGAAGUGAUUAUCAUCAUUCAUUCGCCUACUGUGUGUUUUGUGCGGUUGUGGUGUUUUUUUUUCUCCGCAUAUAUUCUUCAUUCAUUCACGCUGAUUGCAGUGUCGAUCGCUUCGUUUGCUAUUGGCAAAAGAAAAGUGUAUAUUGCGGAGGAGUGGGGCUUUGCUUGCUAUGCUGCGUUGGAUAACCGUUCCACAGAUUGGUAAAAGUAAUUGACUUGAGAUCUUGUUAUUAUCAAUCGUAUCCCUGAAUGAGCUGAGUUAGGGAUUCGUCGAUUGAAGAACUGCUGACUGGACACAUCGUAAAACAAACGAAUCAAAACAAAACUCAACCAAGAAACUAGGGAAAGAAGUUACAGCGGAAGAGGUUUUGCACCAAGAUGGCACCAGUUCGGGGUGACGGAAUGCGGGGUCUGGCCGUUUUCAUCUCAGACAUACGAAACUGUAAAAGCAAAGAAGCUGAAAUCAAGCGAAUUAACAAGGAGCUCGCCAAUAUAAGAAGUAAAUUUAAAGGUGACAAAACAUUAGACGGUUAUCAGAAGAAGAAGUAUGUCUGCAAACUGCUUUUUAUUUUCCUACUUGGACACGAUAUUGAUUUUGGUCAGAUGGAGGCUGUCAAUUUGCUGUCUUCGAAUAAAUAUUCCGAAAAACAAAUUGGUUAUCUUUUCAUCUCGGUGCUGGUCAACACCAAUAGCGAUCUGAUCAAGUUGAUCAUCCAAAGUAUCAAGAAUGACUUACAAUCCCGUAAUCCGAUCCAUGUUAAUCUGGCACUGCAGUGCAUUGCAAACAUUGGAAGUCGUGACAUGGCUGAGGCUUUCUCGAAUGAAAUUCCGAAACUGCUCGUUUCUGGGGAUACAAUGGACGUGGUUAAACAAUCGGCUGCUCUUUGUCUGUUGCGGUUAUUCCGCACCUGUCCGGACAUUAUCCCUGGAGGAGAGUGGACCAGCCGGAUAAUUCAUCUGUUGAAUGAUCAACAUAUGGGAGUGGUCACAGCAGCAACGAGUCUGAUAGAUGCUCUGGUGAAGAAGAACCCAGAUGAAUACAAGGGAUGCGUUAGCUUAGCCGUUUCUAGACUUUCUCGCAUUGUGACUGCUUCCUAUACCGAUUUGCAAGAUUACACGUACUAUUUCGUUCCAGCUCCUUGGCUUUCGGUCAAGCUGCUCCGACUUUUGCAGAACUAUAAUCCUCCCACGGAAGAUCCCGGCGUGAGGGGCCGUUUGAACGAAUGCCUUGAGACUAUUUUGAAUAAAGCACAAGAACCGCCGAAGAGCAAGAAGGUUCAGCAUUCCAAUGCUAAGAAUGCUGUUCUGUUCGAAGCAAUCAACUUGAUCAUUCACAACGACAGCGAGGCGAAUCUGUUGGUUCGAGCCUGUAACCAAUUGGGUCAGUUCCUGAGCAACCGUGAGACGAACUUACGUUACUUGGCUCUUGAAUCCAUGUGCCAUUUAGCUACAUCUGAAUUUUCGCACGAAGCCGUUAAGAAGCACCAGGAGGUGGUUAUCCUCUCGAUGAAGAUGGAGAAGGAUGUUUCGGUUCGUCAACAGGCGGUCGAUUUGUUGUAUGCAAUGUGCGAUCGUACGAAUGCUGAGGAAAUUGUACAGGAAAUGUUGAAUUAUCUGGAGACGGCCGAUUAUUCCAUCCGUGAAGAAAUGGUAUUGAAGGUGGCCAUUUUGGCGGAAAAGUACGCCACUGACUUCACUUGGUACGUGGACGUUAUUUUGAAUUUGAUCCGCAUUGCUGGUGAUUAUGUUUCCGAGGAGGUGUGGUAUCGUGUAAUUCAAAUUGUUAUUAACCGAGAGGAAGUACAGGGUUAUGCCGCUAAAACUGUCUUCGAAGCCUUGCAAGCACCCGCCUGCCACGAAAACAUGGUCAAGGUUGGCGGUUAUAUCCUGGGUGAGUUUGGCAACUUGAUUGCCGGCGAUUCUCGUUCCGCUCCGAUGGUCCAAUUUAAAUUGCUCCACUCGAAAUAUCAUCUCUGCUCCUCGAUGACACGGGCACUGCUUCUCUCGACCUAUAUCAAGUUUAUCAAUCUGUUUCCGGAGAUCCGCUCCACCAUACAGGAUGUAUUCAGGCAGCACAGCAAUCUGCGAUCGGCGGAUGCUGAACUUCAGCAGAGGGCAAGUGAGUACCUUCAGCUGAGUAUUGUUGCCUCGACGGAUGUGCUGGCAACGGUUCUCGAGGAAAUGCCAUCCUUCCCGGAGCGUGAGAGCUCCAUUUUGGCCGUACUGAAGAAGAAAAAACCGGGUCGUGUGCCCGAGAAUGCGGAGAUUCGGGACAAUAAAAGUCCGGUGCCUAACGCACACAAUGCUCACACUACACAAACCAAUCACAUUGCUGGGACGAACAAUUCCAAUGCCAGUUCGGAUCUUCUCGGUUUGAGCACACCUCCAGCGACACAAUCCCAAACAGGAACGCUCAUUGAUGUCCUUGGAGAUAUUUAUAGUGCUACAAACGGUAACAGCAGUGUCAUCAACAACGCAAAAAAAUUCGUGUUCAAAAACAACGGCGUCCUGUUCGAGAAUGAUCUGCUGCAGAUUGGAGUCAAGAGUGAAUUCCGUCAGAAUCUUGGCCGCCUUGGACUGUACUAUGGCAAUAAGACGCAAACGGCGCUGCAAAAUUUUGUCCCCACGCUGCAAUGGUCCGCCGAGGAUGCGCUCAAGCUGAACGUGCAGAUUAAGGCCGUCGAGCCAACGUUGGAGGCCGGAGCUCAAAUCCAACAGUUGCUCACGGCAGAGUGCAUCGACAAUUAUAGUGGUGCCCCGUCGAUCGUCAUCAGCUUCCGGGUGAAUGGUGGAGCGCCGCAGAAGAUCAACGUUCUGUUGCCGCUUACGGUGAAUAAAUUCUUUGAACCGACUGAAAUGAACGCCGAGUCGUUCUUUGCGCGAUGGAAGAACUUGGGAGGCGAACAGCAACGAGCGCAACGUGUAUUUAAGGCCCAACAGCCGCUUGAUUUGCCUGGUGCUCGGAACAAAUUGAUCGGAUUCGGAAUGCAACUGCUGGAAGGAAUUGAUCCCAAUCCGGACAAUAUGGUUUGCGCCGGUAUCAUACACACCCAGGCCCAUAAAGUCGGCUGUUUGUUGCGUCUCGAACCGAACAAACAAGCGCAGGUACAGAUGUUCCGCCUAACCAUCCGUUCCAGCUUAGAGAAUGUCACGCAGGAGAUCUGCGAGCUGUUGGCAGAUCAAUUUUAAAUCCUAUAGAUACAUUGAUCAUGAAAUUGACCGAUCAGCAUUUUCUUUUUAUGCAAAUUACGUUGACUGUAUUCCUGUCGGCUAGGAGAAGAAAAUGUGCAUGAUGCUGCAACACGGCAACAACAAUGAGCUGAUAAUAUUAAUAUUGAAAAGCAAACGCUAUGUUUGGGAGAGAGAGAGAGAGCGAAUGGAAGACGAUAACGAGGAGGAGAAUCGUGUAGUUGGUCGCUGGUCGUGAGUAUAUGAAGCGAAGCAAACGUCAGUAGUAAACAACAUAUGAUCUAUGUUAAAUCUUGUAAUAGAGCUAUUGCAAUCAUGCGGGCAUGGCAUCGAACAAAUAGAAGCCUCAUUCGAUCGAACACAAUCUCUUGUAGGAGGCAUGAAUGCAAAACUUUUGUUCUGUGUGUGAUUCUGAUCCGCAUUAGUGAUAACAACUUAUCGAGUCUACUCUCUCCAACACUCCUUCCUGGUAGAAUUUCCGAGUUAGAGUGAUAAAGUAUUGAUUAUAGGAAACGAUAAAUCGCUAUCGUACAGAUUAUGAUUCCGAGUAGUUGUUGAAAUUGUUUAGAAAUGUAUGAAUAUUUUGGACUAUCAAAAGCUGAUUUGGUUUUACUCUACGGGGGGACGAAAGUCUAGAAAAUCUCAUUAUUGCAUAGACAUACCCAUAACACAGACAUUAGAGGUGUAAACUAAACUGAAAAAUUGAGAAUAAUUAAAUUGUAGUAAAUAAUUUGCUAAAUUAAGAAAAUUAAACAAGGAUCAAACACUAUUUGGAACAGUCAUGGAGAUUUCACAAUGAGCUAAUACUUAUUCAUUAGAUCAUCACAUUCAAGCGGUCCACAUCGUUUUCGCGUUUUAUAUUAAUUGAAUCUUGGAACAAGAAAUUGCACAAAACAUCAUGACCAAUGGAGAAUCGAUAUUAGGUGCAAUAACAAAGUGGAAAGGAAGCCUCUGUCUCAGACUGAGAAACGGCCCCUUGUUUCCCUUGCCACAAACAUUCUUCGAGAUACCUUCACCAUCGUACUGUGUGUAAUAUACAAUAUUCUGAUUUAA
This is a messenger RNA of Toxorhynchites rutilus septentrionalis, 4557 nucleotides long. It is a transcript of the gene AP-2alpha, whose product is annotated as AP-2 complex subunit alpha. The transcript is spliced from 8 exons. Gene Ontology annotation, biological process: clathrin-dependent endocytosis; intracellular protein transport. Gene Ontology annotation, cellular component: AP-2 adaptor complex; membrane coat. The coding region runs from base 694 to 3504 and encodes 936 amino acids. Lineage: Eukaryota; Metazoa; Arthropoda; Insecta; Diptera; Culicidae. The record is from RefSeq and is a predicted model, not a curated record. Gene Ontology annotation, molecular function: clathrin-cargo adaptor activity.